Impatiens glandulifera is the source of this 3156-nucleotide messenger RNA. Its product is annotated as glutamate receptor 2.5-like. The transcript has 6 exons. Gene Ontology annotation, molecular function: ligand-gated monoatomic ion channel activity; signaling receptor activity. Lineage: Eukaryota; Viridiplantae; Streptophyta; Magnoliopsida; Ericales; Balsaminaceae. Gene Ontology annotation, cellular component: plasma membrane. The record is from RefSeq and is a predicted model, not a curated record. Bases 473 to 2983 code for a protein of 836 amino acids.
AACUGUCAAGCAACUUCUUAUCUUCUCUCCGGCCGCCGGCACCGGGAGCUCUUCGAUGUCUUCUUUCACGGCGGCGACCGGAAAUCAGUAGGGAGAAUCCCCUUUCUUCAUUGACCAUCAGCACCGAAUCUUCUCAGGAUGAGAAAGAUCAAUACAUAGGAGAGACGUAUCUCGGAGUAUGGAAGACGGCUUGUUUAGGUCGUCUUCUCUUUCAGAAUUCGACCAGCGGUACCCCCCAAGGAAAAUCGCAAAUUAUUCGUAUCCCGUCACUGUAGGGAACUACUUACGUGGAGAUACCGAAGGAGACCGUAACUCUGAUGAUAAAAACGUAAGAGCGUCAAAGCAAAAUAUGUGAUCCAAAUCAGUCCAGCAAACUACAUCUAGUAGCAGCACAGAACAUGUUAUCGGAAGAGUUGGUGCCAUUCUCGAUACCACUUCUCGCAUUGGCAAAGAACAACAAGUGGCAAUUGAGAUGGCAAUUGAUGACUUUUUCACCCAAACCAAUAAAAGUUUGGUUCUUAGAGUUGAAAGUUCUCCUAAUGAUCCCUUGCAAGCAACUCUUGCUGCUAGGAACCUUAUGGAUGUACAACACGUAGAAGUCAUUUUGGGACCGCAGACAUGGGAGGAGGUUUCUUUAGUUGCAGAGCUUGGUGAAAGAUCUCAUAUACCUAUUCUUUCAUUUUCCGAUUUUACACCUACUUGGGCAACGGAAAGAUGGUCUUUCCUCCUUCAAUUCUCACCAAGUCAGUCCAUACAAAUAAAAGCUUUGGCUGCCAUAGUCAGCUCAUGGGGAUGGCGACGUGUAAACGUGAUUUACGAGGACAUGGAUUCUUCUGUCUAUGGAAUCACUCCUCAUCUAUUGGAUGCCUUCCAAAAAUCUGGCGUAGAAAUCGGCCACCUCGUUCCUCUUCCAAGAUUUGUAUCGGGUAUUUCUUUGAUGGAAAUCUUGGGCAAUCUUAAAACAGAUCAAUGCCGAGUCUUUGUGAUCCAUACAUCCUUACCAUUAUCAAUUCGUCUAUUUGAAGUGGCAAAGAAGAUGGACAUGAUGACAACUGACUACGUCUGGAUCACCACAACUUCCACUACUAGCCUUGUUCAUUCCCUUAAUUCAUCAGUCAUGUCUUCAAUGCAAGGCGUUAUAGGCGUCAACAGUUAUUUUCCUGAAAUGGGGCCAAGUUACCAUGAUUUCUAUGACAGAUUUUAUAACAAGUUUGGUUUAGAGCACGUUGAAGAGAAAAACCACGAGCCAGGGAUUUACGCUUUGCGGGCAUAUGAUGCCACUUGGAUAUUAGCUCAAGCAAUGAAUAUGGACAGAAACAAAGACAGAGACAAUCAAGGUUUCAUAGAUAGAAUCUUUUCAACUAAUUCUGACGGGCUAAGCGGUAAAAUCCAUUUUGUAGAGAAGAAACCGCCUCCUUCACAUUUGUUUCAGAUUAUCAACAUUCACGGGAGGAGCUAUAAAGAACUUGGUUACUGGUCAGAAUCAUUUGGAUUCUCAAGGUCUGUUGAUGGAAGAGUAAAUAGUUCUUCAAUGAACAUCCUGGGUACUGUGAUUUGGCCUGGAGGAUCACAUUCCAUUCCGAAAGGCUGGAGUCUGCCAACUAGCUUCAAACCGUGGAGAAUUGCUGUACCUAAUACCACCUUGUUCAAACUCUUUGAAACAAUUUCUUAUGAUCCAUUUCAAAACAAGUACAGGGUCAGCGGACUUUCAGUUGAUCUCUUUAAAGCCGCAGUUGACCGUUUACCAUAUUACUUCCCAUGCGAUUAUGUUCCCUUUACCGGCACAUUUGACGCUUUACUUGAGCAAGUACAUCUAAAGAACUUUGAUGCUGCGAUUGGCCUUAUAGCAAUAACUUCGAAAAGAUACGAAAAGGUUGACUUCACACAGACAGGUCUUACUGAGGCAGGAUUGCUAGUCAUGGUUGUUCCUGUCCAGAUUCAAUCAAGUAAUCAAGCUUGGCUGUUUGUCAAACCCUUCACAAAAGCAAUGUGGCUUCUCACAGCAGGCAUUAACCUUUACAAUGGUUUUGUUGUGUGGGUGAUUGAACGUGAUCACAUCCCAGAGUUCAAAGGCUCGGGAUUGAGCCAAGUUGGAUCCCUAAUUUGGCUAUCUUUCUCCACAUUGUUUUCAUUGCGAGGGGCACAACUGCAUAAUGACUUAUCAAGGAUGGCAGUAGUGGUCUGGCUAUUUAUGGCCCUCGUUGUAAUGCAGACUUAUACUGCAAAUCUCACUAGUAUGCUAACUGUCCCUCGUCUUAAACCAACAAUAACUGAUAUCGAGACAUUGAAGUACUCCCGUGCAAUGAUUGGCUGCACUGGACAGACAUUUGUUCCUCUUUAUUUGAGUGAUGUAUUACAGUUCAACCCAUCGAAUAUAAAGGCCAACUACACUUCUCUAGAUGAAAUUGCUCGAGCGCUUAACACUAAAGAAAUAGAAGCCGCGUUUCUUCAGUCUCCACUGGCUAAACAGUUCCUUGCUAGAUAUUGUAAAAGCUUUACCUUGGCUGGACCAACAUUUGCUGGAGGAUAUGGCUUUGCGUUUCAGAAGGGAUCCCCAGUGCUGCCCGACAUAAACACAGCACUAAUACAAGUGAUUGAAACGGGGAAGUUUCAAGAGCUGGAAAACAGCUUGAUAUCGGCUGAGAUGUGCGUGGAAGGUAACACGGGUAGUAAGGAUGAUGACAUUAGCAUUAGUGCAAAUAGUUUUCAGGGUCUUUUCAUGAUAACAGUGGGAGCAUCCACAAUUUCCUUGUUAAUCCAUCUGAUUACUAGUUGUAAGUUAAGUGGUUGGAUGGUAAAGUUUUCGAAAAGUGAAUGGUUGGCUUGUAUUAGGAGGAGAAGCCAAUUCUGGUCGAGGGAGGAUAAAGCUAGUCGUGUAUCUGAUUCUGUUGAGGAGAAUUCGAAGGAUUUGGCGAUCCAGGUUGGGGUUUUGUUAUCUGGAUCAAAAGAUGUAAAUGUUAGUAUUAAGUGUGUAAACAACUAGGAGGAAGAGUUUAUGAUAUUUUUUUUAUGUUCAAGUAUAGUGUCAAUUUGUUUGUUGAAACUAGACAUAGCUUUGAAAUUUUAAAUAUAAAGCUAGGCUGGUUGCAAUUGUUGUAUGUGUAUAAAACUAAAGAUAAGGUUUUUUUUUUAUUAUAUAACUGUUUAUUUAUAGGA